Molecule: messenger RNA, 714 nt
Organism: Prunus armeniaca (apricot)
Lineage: Eukaryota; Viridiplantae; Streptophyta; Magnoliopsida; Rosales; Rosaceae
Source: the annotation of a GenBank genome assembly
AUGGAAAUCAAGCAGAAACUGCAUUGCAGGUUUUAUCCUCUAGCUUUUGGAGUUGUUGAUUCUGAGACGGAGGAGAAUUGGACUUGGUUUCUUCAACAUUUGGCUUCUAUUUUGCUACCGAUGGGGAGAGUGGUGACCUUUUUCUCGGAUCGCAAUCAAGGUUUGUUAAAUGCAAUGGGGUUUGUGUUUCCUGGAUGGCCUCAUUCUUACUGUUACUAUCACCUCAAACAGAAUUUGAUAUCGAAGUACCCGAAGUCAGGUUAUGGGAAAUCGCUCCAAGACCGUGUUAUCAAUUUAUUUAGUAGGUGCGCAUAUGCUGUUACAGAGGAAGAGUUUACGGUAGCAAUGGAGGAGUUGGUGAUUGUUGGGAGUUCGAAAGUGAAGACAUUUAUAUCUGAUUUGUCUAGAGAUCACUAUGCGAACGCAUAUUUCAAAGGAAUGCGGUAUGGGGAGAUGGCAAAUAGUUUAGCGGAGUCAUUUAAUAAUUGGGUUGGUGUGUUUCGAGAUUUGCCGGUUCUACCUUUGAUAGAAGGGAUUCGACAGAAAUUGAUGGUAUUGAAUUCUCAACGACUAAUUGAAGCGGAGAAGUGGACAACCAUUUUGUGUCCGGAGAUGGAAACUAGACUGUGGGAAAAUGCGGAGGCCGGUAGGACUUGGGUAGUUCGUCGUUCUCACCCAAAGUCCCUCCGAUCAAGCAAUUCGAAUAUUUCAUAA